Messenger RNA from Diaporthe citri, 1035 nucleotides. RefSeq lists its product as uncharacterized. Lineage: Eukaryota; Fungi; Ascomycota; Sordariomycetes; Diaporthales; Diaporthaceae. Bases 1 to 1035 code for a protein of 344 amino acids. The record is from RefSeq and is a predicted model, not a curated record. The transcript has a single exon.
AUGUCAGCAGCGUAUCGAGGUGUGGAAUAUGCGCUCUCACCAGCACUGAAGAGCCCACCUAUUAUCUUCCCGCGGAACCCAAGCCCUCUCUCGCCUCAGUACUACCAACGACCACCAUACCAACCGCAAACGCCGAUACAUGAUGCGGUGCAGCUGCAGUCACCGUCUCCACUCUACAGCAGAACGCAGGCUUUCCGUCACUCGCAACAGAAACGCAAGCCCGCCCCGCUGCACCUCCAGGCCGACUCGCCAACCCUGGGCCACUGGACACACCUGCAACGGCCGCCCAGCCCCAUCCCGACGCCUUAUCUCCUCGACGGGAGCGACGACGGCGAUGAUGGCGACGACGAGUUCCCGAUCAGGCCGUCGGCGGCGCUGCUGCCACACAAGACGCAGGACAGAGGCACGGCAGCAACGCCGCCGCGGCGCCGACUGCCAGACCUCCUGCAGGACGUCCUCGAGAUCAUGAACUCGAUAACGAGCCAGCAGAGCCAGCUCGAGGAGGAGAGCCUCGCGCUGCAGGACAUGGUCGAGCUCGUGGUGACGAUGCAGGAGCAGGCCGACUCGCUGAUCGAGUACUCGGACCUGGUGGAGGAGUACGUGGACGUGGUUAAUGACGAGGUCGGCUUCGCUGCCAGCCCGUCGUCGACUUAUUCCAUCGACACUGCUGACAUGCAGGAGGAGAUGGACGAUGAGGAGCAUGAGGCUAGGGUGCAUGCCGAGGCACGGGAGCUGGCGUCCAGGGCCGACUCUGGCGUGAGUGUUGGGGAUGACUUCGUGACCGAUGGCGAGGAUGCUCGAGUGACGGAUAGUCGACGACCUCAGGCCAGUGCGGGCGCCAGAACAAACGCGCCAGGGCAGGCAAAGCCAACGCCCAGGGAGCAACCGUUCAGGGACUCAGGACUGGGGUUGAUGAGUCCAGAUAUGGCGGAGAAGCCGGGGAACAUGGGCCGAGGGAAGCGAGUGUCUUCGAGGGGCCGGAGUAGUCGCUCCUCGGGGACAAGGGGAGUUGCUUCCAGGAUGCGUGGCCGAUGA